AAGAAAAAAACCCCUCAAAGACAGUGAAUUAAACGAAAGCGCUGCGCGAAACAAUCGCAUCAUUGUAAGCCGAUCGGUGGUGAAAGGUGAUGGCCGCCGGUGUGACUUCCAGGCGUAACGGGUGAAACAGUUGUUCGUUCGAUUGUGAUUCAGUUCGGUCCCGGAUGGCAAGGGAAGGGAUGGACACAGUGCGGGAGGCUGGGACAUUGGGUGGCCUCAAUGGUGGGGGCCGGAAUCGGGCCGAGGGGUCCUUCCAGCAGAGGAAUAUAUUUGCCAGUUUGCUCAUUUUGAGUGCGAUUUGUUGCUUCAUCGAGUGCAACGAUGUCAUCACAUCGAAGGGAGAUACUCCAUCAUCGUCAGCAAAAAACACAGUAAUGGCCGUUUUUAGUCCUAUGAUCAAAACUCCCGGCCCUUGCAAAUUUUUGUCCGGCACGCGCAAACAGAACCAUCAGUGUCGGCGCGACAUCGGACUACCGGAGGCAAUCAAGGAAGCGCGCCGUCUGGCGGUAACGCACUGCGAGGAACAGUUUCGAUACGACCGAUGGAACUGCUCGAUAGAAACCAGAGGCAAGCGCAACAUUUUCAAGAAGGUGUAUCGCGAAACGGCAUUUGUACACGCACUCACUGCCGCCGCCAUCACGCACGCGGUCGCACGUGCUUGUGCUGAAGGAAAAAUGACCAAAUGUCAGUGCGCCUCGGAGAGAAAACCCGAGGCUACGAGUCUGGCCUGGCGCUGGGGCGGAUGCAGUGACAAUCUCAAGCACGGCAAGCGCGUCGCACGGAACUUUCUCGAGCUGCAGCCGAAAAAUUUUGAUCCGGUCGCUGAAAUGCUACGGCAUGAUAGUGAGGUUGGCAUAAGUGCAAUUACCAGCGCAAUGACAGAUCGUUGCAAAUGUCACGGCGUUUCGGGAUCAUGCUCGAUGAAAACGUGCUGGAGAAGGCUUGGCGACUUUAACACGACUGCGGCACUGCUGAGAACAAAAUACCAUCUUGCCAUACGGAAGAUUCCGGUUAACAAUAAAACAUCACGCCGAUCGGCACCGAGGGACUUCCGCCCAAGGGUAAGACAGUCAUUAGCUUCGACGGAAACGCCGAAAAUGAAACGUAACCAAAUAAAUCGCGUUCAAUGCUUGCAGGAAACGGUCUACGAUCAGCUGUACUACUUCGAAACCUCACCCACGUUCUGCUCGGUGACGCGUGGCCGCCGAUGUCUGCAUCCGGACAACUGUGCGACACUCUGCUGCGGUCGCGGCUACACCACCAAGGUCAUCAAGACGCUCGAAAAGUGUCGUUGCCGCUUCACGAACGGGCGCUGCUGUCAGGUGGUGUGUGACUACUGCGAAAAGUACGAGGAUCGAUAUUACUGUAAAUAGUAGUUCCAUCGUGCAUCGUGAACCCGCGAAGCACACUUAUUUAUUCACAUUCAACCAGUAGCAUUGUAAGAAGCACGCAACAUAAGCAGCAGCAGGUUGCGCAAAGCAAAGCAAGAACAGCUUCCUCAUUCACGAAAAUCCAAUCACAUGUUCGUACUCAUGCAUCUUAAUGUUAGAGAUUAUUGAAAGCACGAAGACGAGGAAAGUACGCAAAGAUUCACAUAGUCAGCCCGGCAGCUUUUGUGUACAUUGGCAACGCUGCAACCAAGCAGCAAGCAAACGAAUCUAAGGGUAGCGGAAUCAAAUGGAAUGCUCAGUACAUUUUCUGGUGGCCAUCAAACAAACUCUCUAGUUCUCGUGUAUCUUUAGCGGAUUUCAACAAAAAAAAACCCACUAGCAUCCGGUAGCAUUUAGUCGUAAUUGGUGUCAAACGUGUCCGUACUAG
Anopheles moucheti is the source of this 1818-nucleotide messenger RNA. RefSeq names its product protein Wnt-4 (gene Wnt4). Lineage: Eukaryota; Metazoa; Arthropoda; Insecta; Diptera; Culicidae. Gene Ontology annotation, biological process: neuron differentiation; multicellular organism development; canonical Wnt signaling pathway. Gene Ontology annotation, molecular function: frizzled binding; cytokine activity. The record is from RefSeq and is a predicted model, not a curated record. The transcript is spliced from 4 exons. The coding region runs from base 165 to 1373 and encodes 402 amino acids. Gene Ontology annotation, cellular component: extracellular region.